AUGGAAGCAAACACGGUGUUAUCUGAAAGAAAGCUAGCAAACGCAGUAGGGGCAAAGUCAGCAAGGGCCUGCGACAACUGCAUAAAGAAGCGGGCCCGCUGGUACUGCGCCGCAGACGAUGCCUUCCUCUGCCAGGCGUGCGACCUCUCCGUCCACUCGGCCAACCCCCUGGCCCGCCGUCACGACCGAGUCCGCCUCAAGACAGCGUCCGACGACCCCGCGUGGCACCGGGGAUUCACCCGCAAGGCCCGAACCCCCAGGCCCAACAAGAAAAACAUCAGCGCCGCCAAGAGCCAGUCCGGGCCGGGCUCCAACCCUCAGGCCCACCACCUCGUGCCCGAUAUGUGCAGCGAAGACAACGACACGGAGGAGGAGCAGCUGCUGUACCGUGUCCCUGUAUUCGACCCGUUUGUGGCUAACGAUCACAAUUAUGAUAAUAACCACUUUCUCCCGAGCGAGAUGGAUCUGGCGGAGUUUGCGGCCGACGUGGAGUGCUUGUUGGGGAACGGGCUCGAGCAAGGGGCGUUGGACAUGAAGGGGCUCGGGAUUGGAGAUAUUCUCGACUGCAAUGACGUGGAGAGGGAGAAAGGAUCGACGGCCCUUGUUAAAAUCGAGGACGGCGAAGAAACUGGAGAUAUUGUUAUUAACAAUAAUACCAAUGAUGAUCGUGAGGAGGGGGAGUUUGUUGGUAUCGGAAAAGAGAGCUUCUUGUUGAAUUUUGAUUACGAUUUGCCGGUUUUGGGUGAGGAGGAGAAUAAGGCAGAGGAGGAGCAUAAGUUCCAAGAUUCUAUUAAUGUUAAAGCCUGUUGUUCUAAGAAGAUCUUUCUAAGGCUGGAUUAUGAAGGGGUGAUGUCGGCUUGGGAUGAUCACAAGUCGCCAUGGACAACCGGGGAACGGCCCGAUUUGAAUUCCGCUGGAUGCUUGCCCGAUUGCCUGGGCGCGGGCGGGUCAAUGCACGUGUAUGGAGGACAGAUGGGGAUGACGAGCACGCAUGCAACAAUCAUGGCCGACGGAGGACGAGAGGCGAGGGUUUCGAGAUACAGAGAAAAACGGCGGACUAGGUUGUUUUCCAAGAAAAUAAGGUACGAGGUCCGGAAGCUUAAUGCCGAGAAAAGGCCCAGGAUGAAAGGGAGGUUCGUCAAGAGAACCAGUUUUGUUGCGCCGCCUUUUGCUUUGCACAACACUGAUUUGAUAAUUAGAUAG
Molecule: messenger RNA, 1203 nt
Organism: Striga hermonthica
Lineage: Eukaryota; Viridiplantae; Streptophyta; Magnoliopsida; Lamiales; Orobanchaceae
Source: the annotation of a GenBank genome assembly